Lodderomyces beijingensis is the source of this 1236-nucleotide messenger RNA. The record is from the annotation of a GenBank genome assembly. Lineage: Eukaryota; Fungi; Ascomycota; Pichiomycetes; Serinales; Debaryomycetaceae.
AUGACCAAAUAUCAAGGCCAGAGCGGCAACGGCAGGAAGUUCCUUGUGCUGUUCACGAUACUCUUGAUAAUCGUGGUCAGUCUAGCAUUUCUCAAUUUUUCGUCGCUAAACUCGGCAAAGGAUAUUCUGGAAGCUAUCACUUCCUUGCCCAACGACAAAAUUUUGGGCUUGUCGAAUUUCCUAACAUCGGAAAACAGCAGAAACCAGGACGAGCUUCUCAACAAGAUUGAAAAACUCAACAAGAGAUUCUUUCAGGAUCAGGAAACUCGAAUCAUCAGACUUGAAGAGCAGAAUCGGGCUAUUCUUCAGGAAUUGCGGCUGUUGAAAAAACCGCCAAGCGAUGCUUCCAUUAGGGAUAAAUUGAUGUACCUUUACAGUUACGACUCGGAGCUGAAAUUCCCAGCUUACAUCUGGCAAUCGUGGAAACACGGGUUGAACGAUGAGAGAUUUGACCCCAAGUAUAGGCAAGGAGAAUCUCAAUGGGCUUACAAGAACCCCGGUUUUGUUCAUGAGUUGUUUAACGAUGACACAGCGCACACGAUGAUUAGAUACUUGUACAAGCAAAUUCCCGAGGUGAUUGAAACUUUUGAAAUCUUGCCCGAGGUUAUCCUCAAGAUGGACUUUUUUAAAUAUUUGAUUUUGUUUGCCAAAGGAGGUGUUUUCGCCGAUAUCGAUACCUUCCCCUUGCAACCAGUGCCGAACUGGACACCGGAAAAUGUCAGUCCCUUGGAUAUAGGAAUCAUUGUUGCCUUGGAAACCGACUCAUCUUCGCCAAACUGGAGAGAAGAUUCCGUGCGAAGAUUGCAGUUUGGACAAUUUGUCAUUCAAGCUAAACCGGGCCACCCCGUGUUGCGUGAAGUGAUUGCCGAGAUUAUCGAACUGACCAGGGUCAAACGUGUCGAAAGCCAAUCCUCACCCGGUGGAGAAUCGGCUUUGAAACUUACCGGCAACACCAAUCAAAGAUCAAUGAAGAUCAGCCAAUGGACUGGCUCUAGUAUUUGGACCGAUGUCAUCUUUAAAUAUUUCAACGAUUACAUUGUUUCAUCGGUGUUUCAAAAAGUCACCUGGAAAGAAUUCCAUGAAUUGCAAAGACCCAAACUAGUAAGUGACAUUCUCGUGUUGCCUGUCAAGUCUUUUGCUAGCGAGGUGGAAAUCACCGAUGAAGGCAAGAUUACCGAUGAUCCCUUAGCAUUUGUCAAGCACUAUGCUGCCAAAAUCUGGAAAGGUGAAAAGUAG